GCUGAGACCUUCCAAGAAAUAAGUUGCACGCGGGAUUUAAUGCCCGAACAGAUCAAUUACCAGACGCCGUUACUUGACCUAUCAGUUAUAUAUGGUGCGGAGGAGAAAUCCAAAGAUCCUGUGAGAUCUUACAAGAAUGGCAUGUUGAGACUGAAGUUGAGAGACAAUCGAUAUGUUCCAAUCAGCGGGAAUGAUUGCUUCCGACACGACGGAGAUCAGAACCUUUGUUAUAAAAUUGGUUUACCAACAAUAGACAUUAUGGAUAUUCGUACGACGACGCUUGCAAUAUUCUUCAUGCGAGAACACAAUCGACUCGCUAAGGCACUUCACGAGUUAAAUCCUUGCUGGAAAGACGACAGAUUAUUCAAGGUUGCUCGACAAAUCAAUAUAGCAACUGCUGCCAAUAUAUUUAUGUAUGAACUCUUGCCUAAUAUUAUGGGUUAUUCAAAUAUGAUGAGCUAUGGCCUCUUAUCAAAUAAUGUUGAUUAUGUCAAACAAUAUGAUGAAGAGAGCCAGCCUGGAGUUUAUGCUGAAUUUGCUAUUGGACUUAGAUUCUUCAGGACAUUUCUCAGCGGAAAUAUAAAAUUAUAUAACGAGAAAUACGAAGAAGUGGGACAAAUAGUACUCGAGGAAAGUUUCAAUUUACAAAAUCUGCUUGAAACCGGCAAAAUCUUAGAUGAGAUUAACCGAGAUAGAGAAAAAUCAAAAGUAAAAUUACAAGAAGUGUUCGAUCAAAUCUCUAUGGACAUACAGCGCGGUAGAGAUAUGGGUGUACGAGGUUACAAUGAUUAUAGGAACUUGUGUGGCUUGAGACAUGCUAAAUCAUUCAGUGAUCUUUUAGAUGUUAUUGAUAGAGAGAAAGUUGAAGGUCUAAAACAGUUAUAUACGAACGUGGAUGACAUCGACUUACUAGCUGGUAUUAUGAGUGAAACAAAUAUAGAUCACACGUUUGUUGGUCCUACUUUGUUCUGUAUUAUUGUAAAACAACUACAACUGUUCAGAUAUUCAGAUCGCUUCUGGUUUGAAAGUGGUGAUAAUAGUCAUAAAUUUUCUUUGGAUCAAUUGCGGGAAAUCAGGAAAACAAACAUGGCAAGGUUUGCAUGUGACAACGUGGACGGAAUUACAUUCAUACAACCGCAUGCUUUGUUGAACACUCAACUAUGGAACACCCCCGUACCAUGCGCGAACAUCCACGGAUUAGAUAUAUCUCCAUGGCGAGAUUCAAGUUGCAAAAAGAACAAACAAACUAAAAAACAGAAACAAAAACGAAAUGGAAAUGGAAAUAAACAGCAGAAUGACUAACACUCUAUCUUCACACGAAUACUAAAGAAUUACUUGAUUUAGACUUCAUAACACAUAAUAUGAGAAAGGAUAGUGUUAUAAAAACCCUAUCCUACCAAUAUUGUGAAAAAUGUAUUGCCGUCUUUUUAUCUGUCUAUUUCGCUUUCACAGAUAUACUUCC
Leptidea sinapis is the source of this 1462-nucleotide messenger RNA. RefSeq names its product peroxidase-like. NCBI's taxonomy places the organism in Eukaryota, Metazoa, Arthropoda, Insecta, Lepidoptera, Pieridae. Gene Ontology annotation, biological process: response to oxidative stress. The transcript has 10 exons. Bases 40 to 1302 code for a protein of 420 amino acids. Gene Ontology annotation, molecular function: heme binding; peroxidase activity. The record is from RefSeq and is a predicted model, not a curated record.